This is a messenger RNA of Prosopis cineraria, 2173 nucleotides long. RefSeq lists its product as uncharacterized. The record is from RefSeq and is a predicted model, not a curated record. Lineage: Eukaryota; Viridiplantae; Streptophyta; Magnoliopsida; Fabales; Fabaceae. The transcript is spliced from 5 exons. The coding region runs from base 235 to 1770 and encodes 511 amino acids.
UUCAAAAAGUCGCCCGUUGCCAAAUUGCCCCAUAUUCCCUCCCGUUUUCCGCACUCGCAAGCCUAGGGUUUUCAUUCUGCUUCCCCCAUUUCAAAUUUCGGUCUUCCUUUGACUCCCCAGCUUGUUGCUUUACAAGAUUAGAACUCUAUCAGAGGCUCAGAGCUUCAAGUUGGUUGGAGUAUUGCCCCUUCAGAAGGGUACUGAAGUCCGUAUUUUCUUCUCGCCAUAGUUAAGAUGAUCCCAACUCCAUUGAUCCCUCCCGAAAAUCCCAACACCGUCCACUUACCGCCUCAUUAUUCCAUGCUUAAAGAAUCAGUUGAUCAUUUCAUAACUAAAUACAGGAAUGGCGUCACUGAUUUCUGCGAUUUCAGUUCCAUAUUUUCUCGAUUGUUGCAGAACAUGCCCGACCCGCCUUUGGAAAUCGUCUGGUUUUAUUCGGCCCUUGGGUUUCAUACUACCAAAUUAGCAGUUCGGAGAGAAUCUUCGGCAAGAGCAGCAUUAGCCAAAGAUUUAUUCCAGCUGCUGGUCUCCUGUUCGGAUUAUUGUGGUUCGAUGAAAAGGAUUGCUAUUCUAGCUCCUUUUGUCUUUGAGUUGCAUCGUUUGGUGCUCGAGGAGACAGACUUGAAGAGCGAUGUCCAGAGCUUAUUGGAAGGACUGAUUAGUUAUUGUAGCAUUUUCUGUGGCAAGGAGCUUCAAGAAGACAGCGAUGGGAUGACUAGUCUGGACCCUAGUUUCCUGGAUGUAAUACCCGUGUGGGUAGUUGAUCAAUCUGGGGUUCGGGAUCACUCGAAAGAAUUUUUCCCCAUUAUCAGCGACCAACUUUGCAAGGGAAUUAAAUCGGGAUGUGAUAUUGGGUUCUUAGCCGGAAUCGUGAUGUGUGAAGCUCUCUUGUUGAAUUUGUGCCUGAAGUUCGAAACGGGGAUUGCGAAAGCGGAGCAGGAGAAGAAAUUGUACGGUACAGCAGUUCAGACCAUCACCGGGUUUCGCAAUUUUUAUUUUUUGGAUACCCUUUCCAGGAUGAUGCUGGAGCCAGUUUUGCCAGUGGUAAACUUACUGGGUUCUGGAAAUGAAGCUCUUCUUAAAGAAGUCCUAUUCAAUGCUGUUAUGAUGGUAGAGUACUCCUUUACUAACCCUCAAGCAAGAGUUCCACCAUGUCCCAAAAGCUUGAAAGAUCUCGCUUUAACGUGGUUGUUUGUCACUGACUUGGCAAUCCAAUCUGCUAGGGACAAAGGCGAUCAAGAUAAAGCUAUUUCUUAUUUAAAUGGCUUCUCUAGAUCAUGCAUACCUAUUCAAUUGAUUAACUGGGUUACUAGUCAGGGUAGUGUUGGCGGAAUGAUUGGCCGACCAAAUGUUUCCACUCCUAUAGCUCUUAUAAAGUGGCUUCUAGUCGUUGAGGAUCAAGGAUUGACCAUCUUCGAUGGGGAUACUGCCAAGCUACGUGCAAAAGCUGAGUAUUUUACAUCAAGAACUGAGUACGGUCUCCAAAUCAUAAAAAAUUCCUGUUACAAUGCGGGUAAGAAUCUCUUUCUAUACUCUCGUCGCAGAGGGACAGAGGAAGAUAAAGUUGACGCCUGCGAUAUAGAGAUGGCUGAUCCUAUGGACGCCAUGGUUUUGUCUUCGGACGAUAGAGUGAAUAAUAGCAGCACUGAUGGAACAAGAAAACGCAAAGAAGGUAUUGUGGAUGAGACUAAACCACAGGUAAAGUUUAUGAGGUGCCAGUUUCAGGAGAACUCAAUGAGGGAAAGCUCAAUUGUAUUCCCUCAGCAGUGAGCUGGAUGUUUCGGUCUCGCUCAGUUUCCUAAGUAACGGGCGGGGCAGCAACCAUACGAAGAUGCCAGGCAGGUCAGUCAUUUUGCGCUAGUAAACCGGAAACACAUUGAGAAGCUGGUCCUUUGAUAGGAACCUAGCGUGUUUUGGAAGCUAGUUUAGGGAGAGCUUUCUUCAUGGUUGGAAUUUGUAGUUCAAUCUCGAAGAGUUGGCUUAUGGGGUAACGGGUAACCGUAGCUGUCAUCGCCUGCUUCUCUUAUUCUUUAUGUUUCUAAAUUAGUCAUGAAAAGAAGCCCUGUGAACCUUUGAUGUGCAUGCAAGAAGUUACACGCACACGCACUCUAUUUCCAAGGGAAGACUAGUGUCUUCUCAAAUAAUACCGAACCAGGAUCUGUCAUUUGAUUUC